AUGUGGAUGCCUCGUCAUGUCGAGAUCAACUCCUUUGCUCAACUUCUAAUGAUAUUCCGUGCAAUGAGGCCUCUACGGGUAUAUACACUGGUUCCUCACAUUAGGAGAGUUGUUAUGGAGUUCUUCCGUGGAUUCAAAGAAAUUCUGCUGGUAACCAUUCUUAUGAUUGUUGUAAUGUUUAUAUUUGCAAGUUUUGGAGUUCAAAUUGUCGGAGGCAAACUGGCUGCCUGUAACGACCCAACCAUCACCUCAAGGGAAAACUGUACAGGAAUAUUCUGGCAAAAGAUUUUUGUAACUCGACUUGAAGUGUACGGAAAAGAUGACGAGCAGAUGCAUCCAAAGAUACUGGUGCCACGAGUAUGGACAAAUCCACGAAAUUUCAAUUUUGAUCACGUCGGCAACGCUAUGCUUGCUUUGUUCGAGACAUUGUCAUACAAAGGUUGGAAUGUAAUCAGAGAUAUUUUGUGGAGCCGACAAGGGCCCUGGGCCGUUGUUUUCAUCCAUAUCUACGUCUUUAUUGGUUGCAUGAUUGGCUUGACGCUGUUUGUUGGUGUUGUAAUUGCCAACUACACUGAAAAUCGG
Molecule: messenger RNA, 582 nt
Organism: Haemonchus placei
Lineage: Eukaryota; Metazoa; Nematoda; Chromadorea; Rhabditida; Trichostrongylidae
Source: the annotation of a GenBank genome assembly